Messenger RNA from Heterocephalus glaber (naked mole-rat), 1739 nucleotides. It is a transcript of the gene Tektl1, whose product is annotated as tektin like 1. NCBI's taxonomy places the organism in Eukaryota, Metazoa, Chordata, Mammalia, Rodentia, Bathyergidae. The record is from RefSeq and is a predicted model, not a curated record.
GGUGACGCUCGUUCCUCAUUCCACAGGCCAGGACAGAGUCGUGCGUGGUUGGAAGCGCACUGGUUCCUCUGCCUGGGGAACCUGAGCCAGGCCCAGCACCAAGCAGGGACCAUGCCCGUGUUGCUGCCCCCAGCUGAGCGCUGCCAGGACACCCGCGUGGGGGCCCCGGCGUGGUGCGAGGCGGCGCAGGCCGUGACGCACCAGGCCCACCUGGCGACCGACCGCUGCGGGCAGGAGGCGGUGACCAUGUGGCAGUCCGCGGACAGCGUGCGAGACCCGCACGUGGCGCGCCACCUCUCCCGCGCUGCCUACAUCCAGCCUUGGCGCUUCCGCGUGGAGAUGCUUCAAGGCGGCACAACCGUGGAGAAGCCGCCGCCGGGAGAGGGCGUCACGCUGUGGAAGAGUAAGAUGAAGACCCCGGCCUGGCGCACUCGCCUGCCGCUACCCUUGUUCCGCGACGCGCUCGCCUUGCAGACGGCCGAGGUGGCGCAGGCGCAUGCGCGGGGCGCGCGCCUCACCGCCGCCCGCCUCAGCCGCGCGCAGCAGCAGAUCAAUGAGCAGCUGCGGCUGCUGCAGCGCCAGCGCGAGGCGACGGACCACAGACUGAGCGAUGUGCGCAAGGGCGUACUCCUCAACCGGCAGAGCGUCCAGCUGCGGGGCUACCGGCCUGAACCCGAGAAGGUCCCUGACAAGGCUGACAGUAUGCUUACAUGGGAGAAGGAGGAAUUGAGAUCCAUGAAGAGGAAAAUGGAGAAAGACAUGGAAAAAUCAGAGACCCUGCUCAAGAGUCUGGCCUCCUGCCGCGACACGCUGGGCUUCUACUGUAAGGAAAGGCUGCAGGCCGUGGAGCUCAUGAACCAGCCGCUGGACAAGGUUCUGGAGCAGGCGGGCCACCACUCCUGCGUGGACCUCUCCCGCGUCCCCACCCCGCGCCCUCGGGGCCAGAAGACGCCUCCUCCUGACCCCUUGGGCACCUACACCCCAGAGUGCUCUGCGGCGCUGAACGAAGCCAAGCGGUUGUUGAUGGAGUCCAAGGAAACCUUGGCAGAAAUGGCCAAAAAUGAGUCAGAUGUCAGGGAGCAACAGCAGCAGAUAAGCGACCGCGUGUGCGCCACGCUGGCGCAGAAGAUACGGGAGACCUCGGAGCUGAAGGAAAGAAUGAACCUGAGUUUAGGACUGAUGAGGGGAACCAUUCACCGGUGCGCGAAAUUCAACCAAGAGAUGUACAUCACCUGCGGCCUCAUCAAGGGUCCUCUGUCCGAAAGCCACCUGGAGACUCGAGAGAAACUGAACAGACCCCUGGUUCGCGUGUACCAGAGACACGUCGGCACCCAACUCCCUGAGGCCUCGCGCCUAGCACAGGGCACCGACCAGUUGCAGCGCCAUAUCCUGCACAUGGAAAAGAACCUGAAGGAGCUGCUCGCGGAGCGCGGUAAACUGUCCUGGAGCCACAACUGCAAGAAGAUCGCGCAGGAGGUCGACCACAGCGUGAUACGCCUGCGCCAACGCCAGCGGCACCCGCGCGUGUGCUACCAGGAGCUCAGGGCUCAGCUCCUGCUAGAGGACGGGGGCCCGCGCACCCAGGCUCCAGCGCGCAGCAAGGCCACCGGGGUGCCUAAGUGAUGCUUGUGCGUCCCCAACCCCUGGCCUGCUUGUCCUCGUGGGCUGCCUGCUCAGUGGCCCCCCCACUCCUCUCUGACUCACUUUCCCUCCAGCCGAAUUAUAAUUAAAAAUCCUAA